AUGUAUUCUGGGCUGCGCUGCUUCCAUCCUCUUCUCGUGUGCGUCUUGAUGGUGGUUGCUUUGUGCUCUCGAGUACCCAGACCCGGUGACAGUGUGUGUUGGUCGUCAAGCCUCAGUUCUUGUUCUGAAUGCCUCAAACGUGGACCACAGUGCGCCUGGUGCUUCAAAGAGGACUUUCUAGAAGGCGCAGCCUCCAGCUCUCGCUGUGAUGAGGCCGAACACCUGCGUUUGAAAGGCUGUGAACAAGAGUUUAUAGAGCAGUCUGAGACCAAAGUAGAAGUGGACGCAACAAGCAGCAGCACUCAAGUGUCACCUGAGGAGACCAGCGUCCACCUGGGCCCAGGCUCACAGGCCAGUGUCAUGGUGGCUGUAAAGCAGCUUGAGCGUUACCCUGUGGAUCUGUACUUUCUGGUGGAUGUGUCAGCGUCAAUGCAGGAAAACCUGGAUCAUUUGAAGACAGUAGGUGUUGCCCUUUCCCUCCGGAUGACACAGCACUCCUCAGACCUUUGGCUUGGCUUUGGCUCUUUUGUGGAUAAACCAGUUUCUCCGUACAUCAACGUUCAUCCCUCUAAAUUAAACAACCCCUGCAGUGAUUACGAGGUCCGCUGCCGGCCCGCUCACGGCUUCCAUCACGUGCUGAGUAUGACCGGGAACAUGAGUGAAUUUACUCGUGUGAUCAAACGGCAGCGUAUAUCUGGGAACAUGGACACACCAGAGGGAGGGCUGGAUGCAAUGCUGCAAGCUGCUGUCUGCCAGAAAGCUGUGGGUUGGCGACCUGAAGCGAAGCGUUUGUUGCUCUUGAUGACUGACCAGCCCUCUCACCUGGCUCUGGACAGCAGGCUGGCUGGUAUCGUGACACCCAACGACGGACUGUGUCACCUGGAGAACGAUAUCUACACCGCCAGCACAGAGAUGGACCACCCCAGUUUGGGCCAGCUGUCUGACAAGCUGCUUGAAAAUUAUAUUUAUUCUAUUUUUGCUGUAGAAAAGCAACAAUACCAGUGGUACGAGGAAUUGGUUCGCUUGCUGCCAGGGACGUAUAUGGGAAAGCUCGGACUAUUCCAGGCAUCCAACCUCAUUGAGCUGGUGGUGGAUGCAUACAAGAAGCUAGUGUCCGAGGUGACCGUGUCAGUGUCCUUGGACGACCGAGCAUCCAGCAGGUUCUGGGUGUCUGUGUCUCCCCUCUGUCCAAACGCCUCCAUCGCAAACAACCAGAGCUGCUCCGGGGUGCAGCCGGGGCAGACGGUUUACUUUAACGUCACUGUUGGAAUGCAUAGUUGUCCUGACAACGGUGUGGACGAAGACGUAUCGGUGACAGUGCGCCCUGUGGGUUACAAUGAGUCCAGUGUGAUCAGGAUCCACUCAAACUGCAAAUGUCGCUGCGAAUCCACCGGACACUGCCUCAACAGUCCCCAGUCGGAUUGUGAAGAGACAGACCAAGACCUGAGGGACCCAAACCUGAGCUGCCAAUCUCCCGGCUCUGAGCUGGUCUGCAGUGGGCGUGGAGUUUGUGAGUGCGGGAGGUGUGUGUGUGACCAGAGCCGACUGGGCACUGUCUACGGGAAAUACUGCGAGAAAGACGACUUCUCAUGCCCCUACUUCAGAGGGCUGAUGUGUGGAGGGAAUGGGGUCUGCAUCCUUGCAGACGGCUCCCUGUGCAGUGGUCUGGGAGAGUGUGUCUGUGGCAGGUGUGUGUGCCGAGACUCCAGACGCUCUGGAAGAUUCUGUGAGAGAUGUCCUGCCUGCCAGAGCACCUGCCAGUCAAACAUGAACUGUGUGGUCUGCCAUGUUGCCCACGGCCUGAAGAAAGAAGGGGCUCAGUGCAAUAAGACAUGCACCGCUUCAGUCCACUACACAGAGAAUGGUCAAACAGGGGAUGCGUGGGUCCAGUGCAUGUACCUCAGUAUUAACUGCCGCUAUCUAUUUCAAAUAACGACAGAGGCCGGACAGGCUGAGCUCCACAUUAACACAAGGGCAGAGUGUCCCAGCAGUAGUCAAGUGGGAACCUUCCUGAGUGUCUGUGCUCUGACUGUAUUGUGCGGGCUGGUGGUCGUAGCUGUGUCUCGACUGCUGCUUCAGAAAAGGCAUCGGCCACCAGGGGGCACUGCUGUCGAGGGAGUCUACAACUGUACUGACAAGGAUCUUUCUUACAUUCCGAAAACUAAUGAGAAGACUGUGACCUACAGACGGGACAGACCCCCAGAUCGUCCCGUGGAGAUGCACAUCCAGGUCCCCAAAAUGGCCUUUAAUGACCCCUGGCAGUAA
Knipowitschia caucasica is the source of this 2265-nucleotide messenger RNA. NCBI's taxonomy places the organism in Eukaryota, Metazoa, Chordata, Actinopteri, Gobiiformes, Gobiidae. The record is from the annotation of a GenBank genome assembly.